Molecule: messenger RNA, 3139 nt
Organism: Pantherophis guttatus
Lineage: Eukaryota; Metazoa; Chordata; Lepidosauria; Squamata; Colubridae
Gene: NUDCD3
Product: NudC domain containing 3
Biological process (GO): protein folding
Cellular component (GO): cytoplasm
Source: RefSeq, a predicted model, not a curated record
GGGUGGGGGGCGGGGGGCAGUUCUUGCCUCUUUCCCGGGAAAGGCGAGUGGGGCCUCCGCGUCCGGACUCGCUUUGUCCCCGCCUGCCUCAUGGAGCGCUCCGGGGCCAUGACGGACAUGUACGACCAGGCGUUGCUGGGGAUUUUGCAGCAUGUGGGCAACGUCCAGGAGUUCCUGAACAUCCUCUUCGGCUUCCUCUACCGCAAGACCGACUUCUACCGGCUGUUGAUGCAGCCCUCGGACCGGCUGGGCUUCCCGCCUGGCGUGGCCAAGAGCAUGGCCGUUCGGGCAUUCAAAACCUUUGAACAUCUGGCCCGCCAAGAUGAUGAGAAAAGACAGCAAGAAAUUGAGGGGAAGUUGAAGAAAAGAGAGGCGGACAUGGUGGCUGCAGGAGAGAGAACAAAGGUGCCUCCUGCUGUUGAGGAGGUUGAAAUCACCUCGGCAGUGGAGCAGGACUCUGGAUUGGAAAGUGGAAAGGCUGCAGAUGCAGAGGAGCCUGUAAAAGCAGAAGAAACCAUAGAAGCACAAGUUGCUGAUACAACAGCAGAACUUCCGGUAUCUGUUGCUGCCCCUGUAGAAAGUGAACAAACAGAAUUCCCCAGGAAACAGGAACAAUUCCAGGCAAAUCCUGACAGUUAUAAUGGAGCUGUGCGAGAAAACUACACUUGGUCUCAGGACUAUAGCGACCUGGAAAUUAAAGUUCCAGUGCCCAAGCAUAUUCUGAAAGGGAGACAGGUUUCGGUGGACAUCAACAGUAGUUCAAUCCAUGUGUCAGUGGUAGAGGAAAGUGGACACCGAGUGCUCAUGGAAGGUGCCCUUACCCACAAGAUCAACACAGAGAACUCUGUCUGGAGUUUAGAACCUGGAAAAUGUAUUCUAAUUAACCUCAGCAAAGUAGGUGAAUACUGGUGGAGUGCCAUUUUGGAAGGCGAAGAACAGAUCGACAUUGAUAAAAUCAAUAAGGAGCGUUCUAUGGCCACGGUGGACGAAGAGGAACAUGCAGUGCUGGACAGACUGUCUUUUGAUUAUCAUCAGAAACUUCAAGGCAAACCCCAGAGCCAUGAAAUGAAAGUCCAUGAGAUGCUGAAGAAGGGCUGGGAUGCGGAAGGCUCUCCAUUCCGAGGGCAGAAGUUCGACCCUUCCAUGUUCAACAUCUCUCCGGGGAACAUGCAUUUUUGAUGGUAGCAGCAAGUGAGGAGGAGGAGGAGAACAUCGUGGCCUUCAUCCUUGACACGAACCCGAUGCUACUGCCAGACUCUUGCAUCUGGUGCAAGAAGGGUCUCUUGUUGUCCCUGCUUGUUCUUUGGGGCUUGUUUGUAAAAUGACAAGAUUGUUAAAAAAUGAUUGGCAUGUGUGGGCUUGCUUUUGGGGAGGGGGCAGAGAGGGAAUUGAAGUGGGAACGUGGGUGUAAGUCCUUCCCUCUAGCUCCAGGUUAGUGCUUUUGAUAUUUAUGUGGGGAAAACCUAGCAAAAGCAGCAUUACGUACUGUGUCACCACGGCAACCAGCAGCUGCUGGUAGCAUUUCCUUGUCUCCUUAAUGGAUUCAUUUGUUGCUUAGGGGGGUGGGGGUGGGAAGAAGAGGAGAGCUUGGUUGAAGGUAUUCCUCCUCCCCUUUUCAGAAAUAGAUGCAGCUGGGUGAAAUGGUGACAACUUCUCACUGGCUUCCUUGAAACCGCCUCCUGUGUGUGUGUGUCUGUCUCCCCGCUCUCCAGCUUUUAGGGAACCCAAACUCCUCAGUGUGCUGGGCAGCGACAACAAUCUGCAAUCAGUGUCAUUUGAGCAUGAUCUAAAUUGUGGGUUUGGUCCUUGAGACCCAAGGAGUGGGAGGGGAACAUUGGAGGAUCAGGCAAGUCUGUGGAAACGAGCCAGUCCAGAAGGCAACACUUGCACCAGCGUUUCUAUGACGGCCUAUGAAGCCUGGCCAACAAAUAACCAUAUGAAAGAGGGCACACUUACAGGUUCUUCAUGCUGUGGUUUUGCUUGUGUUUGUGAUUUAGAGAUCACAGAACCUCAGAAAACUGCAGCUCUCUCCCUCUGUGUCUCUCCCCCUCUCCCUCCCUCCCUCCCUCCCUCUCCUCCCCGCCACUCUCUCCAAAUGCUCUAGCCAGGAAGCUUUCUGAGCUCAUAGCCCCAUUGUCCUCAUUUCCCCACCUAUGAUUAUAUGAAGUGCAUAAUUGUAUUUUAUGCAUUUCUGGGAUUUUUAUCAACAGGAGAUGGGGUAAUCAGGACCAUCUGGCAGAGGUUUUAAGAGCCCUUUUUGUAUAGAGCGAUCCCAACAAAAUUAGCCUCCCUCCCCCCCAGCUGCUAUUUGCCCCAGAAAGAAAACUGCUAUUAAGGCCAAUGGUAAUUUUCCUCCUAGGGCAGAGCAAUUUCCAUAUGUAUGUAUGUAUGCAUGCAUGUGGCCAUUGUGAUUAUCUUCUUUAUAACUCUUUUUUUUAAAAAAAUCAAACAAGGAAAAGUCGCCCUCCUAUAGCUGGAUAGGCUAUGUCCUUUUAGGGACCUUUUAACUAGUUCCACACUUGUGACAUUACAUAAGAACCCUCUACUGUGUACAUAAUAAGAAAUAAAGAGAUGGUACAUUUUCAUUGGUCCAUUUAUAACAAAAGCCCCAACCCUGUCAAAAUAUUAAAAACACACUUUAAGGGAGUUGAAUCUGUAAACAGGCUUCUCAGAAACUAAGAGUUGUCUCUUCUGUCCUGAAGGGGAGGGGGUCCACGGAUAGAAUACAUGCUGUUUGUGGGCUCAGUUUCCCUGAGUGAAUUAUAAUUCUGACAACAAAGUCUGUAUAACAAUGGCAAAGUCUAAUUUCACAGAAGAUGUGUCCAUCCAGAAGGUGUUCCACCCUGUGAAAGCUGGGCACAGAAUUGACAAGAUUUGCUUUUUCAGAGGUGAUCUUUUCAUCUUCCAGCAAGCUGAUAGACAAUUGAAGAAAAGAAAAAAUAGAAUGACGAUGUCAUCUAAGGAACCAGAAAGCAACAUAUAAUGUCAAAAAAUAUGGAUGAAUAUGGAUGUAGAGAAUGUGGGUUGAUUGGAAACAUGUUGAUUGUUACCUGUAUCAUUUUAGACUAUGACUGAGUGAAAUACUGAAACUGCACAAAACAUCCCAUUAAAACAUAAGACUGGCUUAGAGACAAAUGUA